ACUUCAUUAUUGACAGUUUUUCAAUUUUAUUUCCAGAGCUCGUUUUGUGAAAAUGUAAAUACAAAAUUAUUGCAAUUUCAGUUAUGGCGGAUUCUGAGUUGCGAUUAGACGUACUUCAUGCAAUGGGUGAUGAAAAAGCCGAUCCUAAAGAGCAAAUCUAUCUUGAAGAAACAUUUUAUAUUCUCUCCAAGAUGAAAUCUGUGUUUCGGGUACGCCUAACGUCGAAAGGUUUAUCUUUAAUAAAAGAAACAGACGAUAGUUCUAAGGAACAAACAAUUUUACUACGCGAUAUAAUAGGUAGUAAAUGUAUGAGAAGUAAAAGACGUCGUGUCGGUGGUGGUUCUUGUGUGUGUACCUCUCUUGUUGGUAAUCAGCAACUAAAAGUUGUUGAUGAAAACAGCGGCGAUCUUGAUGAAAAUGAUAUAAGUGCGUAUCUAUAUAUUUAUGCUUACGUUUUAAAGCAAAGUCGCCGUUCUUUAAAGCGAGAACGCACAACAAUUACAUUGAGGUUCCGGUCGUACGACAAGUACGAAGAUAAUAACAAAGAAGCGCAGAAAUGGAGAAAUACUAUCAAAUGUUUGUUGAUGAAUGAGCCAGUUUCAAAUAUCCCUUCAAAUAUUGAAAAGAAAUUACUAGUACUGUUAAAUCCAAAGUCUGGGUCAGGUAAAGCAAGAGAAUUAUUUCAUACCAAGGUAGCUCCAAUUUUGCAAGAGGCUGAUGUUCCAUAUGAUCUCCAUAUAACCCAAUAUGCCAAAUAUGCUAAGGAAUUUGUUCGUAACCAAAAUGUUUAUAAUUGGAGGGGGAUAGUUGCUGUAGGUGGUGAUGGGGUUCUUUUCGAAGUUCUAAAUGGAAUGUUUCAGAGAUUAGAUUGGCAGCAAGUAUUUGCUGAAGUACCAUUAGCUGUAUUACCAUGUGGGUCUGGCAAUGGCUUAGCUAAGACUAUCUGUCAUCAUUUUAAUGAGCCAUUCAUUCAUCAAAACAUGACGGGGCUAUCUCUGGCAUUAGCAAGAGGAAAAUCAUCCCAAAUUGAUGUGGUCAGAGUUGAAACAAAAACGGAUAUAAUGUUCUCCUUGCUAUCGGUCGGUUGGGGAUUAAUUUCGGACAUCGAUAUAGAAAGCGAAAAACUUCGUUCAAUAGGAGGCCAAAGAUUUACAUUGUGGGCUCUCGCGAGAACCGUUGCACUUAGAAAAUACAAAGGUGUGCUUAGCUAUGCAUUGAUUAAAGAUAUCGGUAAUCUACCUAAACCCAAAGCAACUAUCUUCGGUCGAAGUAUAAGUCAAGAUGGCGCCCUGGAUUCCCCUGAAACUGAAGCGUUCUUCGACUGUGAUGAACAAACUGAAACGUUUAUGAGUACAGAGAAUGGAAAGAAACACCACAGGGUAGACUCUUGGUAUUCUGUACAUUCGAGGAAGACGUUUUACAGCGCUCGCGGUUCUGAUUACCAUAGUAUGACAAGCGCUGGAUCGGAAUUACGGUCGCCUGUCCAGGAACGAAUGUACGGGCCGGCUUCACACCUACCUUCACUAAUGUCAGAACUACCCACUCAUUGGGUGCAAGAAGAUGGCGAAUUCGUCAUGGUUCACGUUUCCUAUCAAUCUCAUAUAGGCGAAGACUUUUUAUUCGCGCCGCACUCCCGACUCGCCGAUGGAGUUAUGUGGAUGCUUAUAAUCAAGGCUGGCAUAACGAGAUCGCAAAUAUUUUCGUUUCUUUUGAAAGUGUCUCAGGGUAACAUAGCGGAUAUAAACAAUGAGUACAUAAAGAUGGUUCCAGUGAGUGCAUUUAGAAUAGUUCCCGAGGGUCAAACGGGUUACAUUACAGUAGACGGAGAACUGGUGGACUAUGGUCCCAUUCAAGCCGAAAUAUUUCCAAAUAUAGUAAAUAUCCUUGUACCCGAUACCAAAUAACCUCUAGUAGUAAUAGUAGAAAGUAAACUCGACUGAAACAGUCGCUGAGAAAACCGAGCCGACGCGAAACUGUUGUGCAAUAAGGCAUUUGUUUCAUAUAUACCUAAAAGGUUGUGCCAGAUGUUAUAUCAAAAUUAUGUCGAUGUUUUUCUAUGUUAUUUAAUUUUACGUUAAAUAACUUGUGAUAUUGAGAGUACAUUUCAUUUUUGUCUAUCUAACGACUAGUCAAAAAGUGGUGAAUAGUGCCAAAUUGUGCAGCACUUUAAAUUCGUAUUAGCAAUUAUCGUACAUAUAAAUGAACAGCUGAGGUACAAUUAUUGUUAAUUAUUGUGUACACGUUUCGUAAGUAGAGCAAACUUGUGCUAGAUUGAUAAUCAAUAAUUAUGUACAAAUCCUAGUUUCUAUA
Messenger RNA from Pieris napi, 2310 nucleotides. RefSeq names its product sphingosine kinase 1-like. The coding region runs from base 84 to 1904 and encodes 606 amino acids. Lineage: Eukaryota; Metazoa; Arthropoda; Insecta; Lepidoptera; Pieridae. The transcript has 3 exons. Gene Ontology annotation, cellular component: intracellular membrane-bounded organelle; membrane; cytoplasm. Gene Ontology annotation, biological process: sphingosine biosynthetic process. The record is from RefSeq and is a predicted model, not a curated record.